UCGUAGCAGGCUGGUGGAUGUUGUAGAGCGAGCAUUGACGGCCGGUUGUGUUGGUGAGGUGUGUGUGAACAUCUGCAAUGAGAAUCUUGAAACUACGUCGUGUUUGACACUGUUCACCUGAGUGACUGUGUAGGACUAAUGUGACGUUACACUGCUACGCUCGAGCCGCCCGGAGUCCCUUUCCGUGUUUUAUUCGGCAAGGGAGCCUCCGAGAAGGCUCCGAGGGGCGCUUGAGAUCUUUUGUUCCUAUCGGCUUUCUCGCUGCGGUCAACGCCAUGGCGCACACCCAGCCGAGUGUAAACUGCAGUCUGGAUGACAUCGACCUCAACAGUCUAAAGGAUCCUGCUGGUAUAUUUGAACUAAUUGAAGUAGUUGGAAAUGGUACCUAUGGACAAGUAUACAAGGGUCGGCACACCAAGACUGGACAGCUUGCGGCCAUCAAGAUUAUGGAUGUUACUGAGGAUGAAGAGGAAGAAAUUAAGCUGGAGAUUAAUGUCCUGAAGAAGUAUUCUCAUCACCGUAAUAUUGCCACCUACUAUGGGGCAUUCAUACAGAAGAGUCCACCAGGCAAAGAUGAUAAGCUCUGGCUGGUCAUGGAGUACUGCGGUGCUGGUUCAGUCACAGAUCUUGUCAAGUCAACCAAGGGCCAGUCACUGAAGGAAGAGUGGAUUGCCUACAUAUGCAGAGAGAUCCUCAGGGGUCUGAGCCAUUUGCAUGCCAACAAGAUUAUACACAGGGACAUCAAGGGGCAGAAUGUCUUGCUCACCGACAAUGCUGAAGUGAAGCUUGUGGACUUUGGAGUAAGUGCUCAGUUGGACCGUACAAUAGGACGACGUAACACAUUUAUUGGAACUCCUUACUGGAUGGCCCCCGAAGUGAUUGCUUGUGAUGAGAACCCAGAUGCCACAUAUGACAACAGGAGUGAUCUGUGGUCCCUUGGAAUCACUGCACUUGAAAUGGCCGAGUCACAACCACCUUUGUGCGACAUGCAUCCAAUGCGAGCGCUGUUUCUAAUCCCUCGGAACCCGCCACCUAGGCUCAAAUCACGCAAAUGGGCUAAAAAGUUUCACAGCUUCAUUGAGACGGUACUGGUGAAGGACUACCAACAGAGACCAUACACAGAGCAGCUGCUCAAGCACCCUUUCAUCAAAGAUCAGCCCACCGAGAGGCAGGUACGCAUUCAACUCAAGGACCAUAUGGACCGGUGCCGUAAGCACAAGCGCUCAGCCACAGGAGCAGGAGGUCCCAGGGAGGUGCCAGGAGGGCCUGACGAUUACCGCUACAGUGGUAGUGAGGGUGAGGAUGAGGACGGCACGGCAGGCGAGCCAGGCUCUGUGGAGCCGGCGCAACGCGACUUGACCCUGAAGCGCAACUUCCAGCAGCUACAGGCCCGGGAUGGUACUCUCACUGCUCCACAACAGCAGCAACAGCAACCAAGCAAGCCUCCCGAGCUCCCUGCCAGGCCACCACCAGUCCCUCCACAGAGGGUUAUUGUGGUGCCUGAUCCCCCACCUCCUAGCAAGCCGUUGCCACCAAUCCCUGUGGAGGAAGAGCGCAAGCCAGCUACACCACCACGCAACCAUCAGGCCGGUGGAGCCAGGGGAAGCUCCUCGUCCCACCAGCAGCCCCUGCCGCCACCACCAAACAGCAGAGGCCCCAACCGCAGGCCAGAGGAGUUGGAAGUGCUAGCGCAGCAGCUGAAUGAGCUUGCCCUGGGGGGGGCUGGGGGUCGGGGCUCAAACGGAGCUCGCCUGGCACCAUCACAGAGGCUCAACGGUGCCCAGCCCAGGCCACCUGCUUCGGCCGAGAUGGUAGGCUCCGACUCUGACGAGGACGACGGCCUCAUCCAGAAUGACGGCACACUGCUGGCAUCAGACCCACCGAGGCCCUUACCUCCAGACGGCUAUAACCAGGAGACUCUGCGCUGCCUGGCCUCCGAGGACCCACUGUGCCAGGCCCCCAACCGACCUCUGCCUCCGACCCCUGAUGAAGAGGAAGGUCGCAACGAUGCCACGCUUGUUAUGCGCAGGAUACCGAGCAACAACAGCAGCAGCAGCAGCAAUGAACAGAGGCAUUCAUCAUCUGCUGGAAAAAAUGACCGCGGAAAAGUGCCUGCAACCAGCAGCGCAGCAGCAGCUGCACCCAGCGCUGGUAGCCGACGCUCUGAAGAGCACCCACGACGGUCAGGUCACUCCCAGCAACAGCACCGACCCAAAGAGCGGCCACGAGAGAGCAAAGGCCGUCGGAAAGAGUCAUCAGCAUCGGCGACCACCGCAGCUGAAGUAGCCAGCCGGCAAGAAGUGCGCCGCCCCACUGAGCGAAAACAUUCACAGCAACUCCCAGACCGUGCUGAUCGCAACCCAGCAGCGGUUGCCGAGUGGCUCAUGAAACACUCGGGAUCGCCUGCAGUCAGGUCAUCACUCAACUCCUCUGCUGGGACGCCCAGCCCUGAAAGGCUGUUACGACGCGAGGGAGCAGCAGAUUCUACGAAUUCAAGUGGUGACGCUGCCCUCUUGCGAGAGGAGACAAGUAGUAAGGGCAACCACGAUGACAGACUGGGACGGUCGGACCUGUCCCAAAGUUCUUCGGGCAACCUGUCCAAUGCUCGGUCAAGUGGCGAACUUCCUGAUUUGCUGCCACGUCACGCACAGCAACGCCAGCAGGACAAGUCAGCGUCUGAUGAGUACCGACAGGCUCUUAAUCCACCGGCUCCGCCUCAGUUGCAGUUGCAACAGAAGCAGCGCUCGUUCCUGACGUUUGGCUUUAGCGCGGGUGGGGGCAGCACAGGGGGGGGUGGGGCUCCCCCAGCCCCAUCUCCCCGGCGGGAGUCCCACGUCAACGUCAACGUCACACCCACCUCGCAUGAGGCAGUGAGCACCACCCCGGAGAUCCGCAAGUACAAGAAGCGCUUCUACUCCGAGAUCCUCUGUGCAGCUCUCUGGGGGGUGAAUCUGCUGAUUGGCACGGAGAAUGGCCUGAUGCUGCUGGACCGCAGUGGGCAGGGCAAGGUGUACCAGCUCAUUUCGCGCCGGCGCUUUCAGCAGAUGGAGGUGCUCGAGGGCCAGAAUAUCCUGGUCACCAUCUCUGGCAAAAAGCAGCGUGUGCGCGUCUACUAUCUUUCCUGGCUGAAGAGCAAGAUCCUGCGCACAGAUGCGCAAGUUGAAAAGCGCAAUGGCUGGAUAAACGUCGGGGACCUCCACGGUGCAGUUCACUUCAAGAUAGUGGUGUGGUCAAUUCCCCAACACGAUCUAAAGGAGUGGGAAAAUACCUUUCGAAUUUGGAGUGGCAACGUGAAGUAUGAGCGCAUAAAGUUUCUGGUGAUAGCGCUGAGGGACAGCAUUGAGAUCUAUGCCUGGGCACCCAAGCCAUACCACAAGUUCAUGGCGUUCAAGUCUUUUCCCGAGCUGAUCCACAAACCUUUGGUGGUGGACAUGACCAUCGAGGAAAACAUUCGCCUCAAGGUGGUGUACGGAUCAUGCCAAGGAUUUCACGCAGUGGAUUUGGACUCUGGAGCUGUUUAUGAUGUUUACAUUCCUUCCCAUUUCCAGGAUCGUGCAGCAGGGAACCAGGGCCAGAUCACCCCUCACACCAUUGUGACUCUUCCAAACUCCAAGGGCGUCCAGCUACUGCUCUGCUAUGAUAAUGAGGGUGUCUACGUGAGCAUUUAUGGCCGUGUCAGCAAGAACAUUGUCCUGCAGUGGGGAGAGAUGCCCACUUCAGUUGCAUACGUCGGGACGGGCCAGAUCAUGGGCUGGGGCAACAAGGCCAUUGAAAUUCGUAGCGUGGAGUCUGGCCACCUGGAUGGUGUGUUCAUGCACAAGAAGUCACAAAAGCUCAAGUUUCUCUGUGAACGCAAUGACAAGGUGUUCUUUUCGUCGGCCAAAGGCGGCACCUCCUGCCAGAUCUACUUCAUGACACUGAACAAGCCAGGAAUGGCCAACUGGUAACCAUGGUACCAGCAAGCUGCCUCUCCCCCUCUUAUCGCCAGCAGGCAUCAAACAGCAUAGUUUACAAUUACCUUUGAAGUGUGCGUUCACCCUGCUUGGGCAAAUGCAGCAGUUUUUACAUGUUUCUACUAUAGGUAUUAAUGCUCAAAAAAAGCGUGAAGUUCUGUUACUGAAGUUUUAUUUUUUUGCCUUUUGCCCGAAGCUAUAACCCCAAGUGAGCGAACAUUUAAGUUGGCAGGGGUAAUUCAGGCCAUUUCGCAGCCUUCAGCCUGUCUGUCAAACGUGUCGGUUGUAAGGCAUUGUAUGUAGACUUUAUGAAGUCUCUUUUCGCUGGAGCUACCCGUCAUUGCUGCACCCCUGAGAGCAAUUGUAUAGCCUCGCCUAGUCCCAACACAUUAGCAGUUUUGGAUUUUCAUAAGGGAGUAACAUGCUCGAUUUUUCAAGCGUCAAGUUCGCCACACAUAGCCUUAUAAUGUGAAACAUCUUAUAAUUGCUUUAAUAAUUUCACCUUCGUAAAUUAAUUUCACAUGAAGUGUCCCUUUAUUCUUUUCUUUUUGCAGUCCACCUGGCAAAUGGAUUGCGUAGUAGUAGCAAAUUGUAAGAGUACGAGUGAACAGCUGUGGCAUUUUGCCAAGAUGUAUUCAUCUUAUCAGUGCCUCAUCUUUCUGCUGAUUCGAAUGUGACGUGUGUAUACCUCUACUUGCAGCAUUGCUGAAACAGCGCUCUGUUUUGCAGAGUUGAAAACUGCUGCAUUUGCCACAGCAAGCUUACUUUUGCCUGGGCCAUUCGCUUGUGGCAACUAAAUGAUUGGUCAACUUAGAAAGCUCUUCUUUAUGUGGGGCCAUGCCAUGUUUUUUUUUUUUUGUCAGCCAGUUGGUGCCAGGCUGUAUGACUAGCUGCACUGUAUUGACAUAAUGUGCUGUUAGCUCCUACUGCAAGUCCUUGCUGCUGAUGCUCAUGAUUAACAUUGUUGGUCCAUCAAAACUGUGGAAAAAAGAAAGUGCUUUUGCCUGAGGGAUGUGCACUGCUCUCUAAGCAGUAGCUUUAGUGGCUGCAAAAAAAAAAAAAGGAAUAGAAACUGCAACUGUGGCCUUGUUGCAGAGUGGCAAUGUAAAGUGCACAUAGUUACAUAUCUACAUUUUUGUUUGUGCAAUACUGCUUGUAGUCGAUCUGAGCAGUUGGACUUUGUAUGCUGCUGUCCUUUCUACUGCUUCUGUCAUGUGUGGUCCAAGGCAUGGUUGCUCCCAAGUUUUCUUAUAUACAUAUAUAUAAAUAUAUACAUAUAUAUAUAGUCGUGGCAUGUGAAGGCUGUUGUCUCCUUGGCUUUUGGUCAAUGUCAUGACCUGUAUUUAUCAUGUACAGAAUUCCUCUAUUUAAUUUUUAUCGUCCUGUGCUGAGGGAAUGAGAAAGGUUUUCUUUCCCCUGAUUUUUGUUAGACUCCUUGGAUGUUUGUUCUUGAAGUGCCACUCUAGAAACAAGACGACCUUGUGUUCUCUUAGCAUCAUGUUUGUGACAGUGUUUGAUACAAAUACGCUGGCAGGCCUGUAUCAGGAGUGUGCAUACUUAUAACAUGGGUUGCAUUGCAGAAAUUAUUGAUUGCAGGAAUUAUAACUCUUAUCGUAUAGAUGACAAACAACUUACAAAGGCUGCUAAUAAAAAUUUAUGAUGGAUGGUUGCUCUGUGCCAACCAGGAUGUGCUGAAGCACCUAUGAGCAUUAAGUUACUGACCGGGCACCAUUGCUUAUUUCGUAAAAAAGUGACUAUCAUGAAAUAGUAUUGGUUUUGGCUUUGAAUCGAAGGCCUAGUAUCAGCUGUGCUUCUGCAGUCUGUUCCUUCCUGUUAUCGCUGUAACGUUUUGUUAAAGUAGCAGACCAGGCAGUUUGCUACAUUGGUAUGAACUGAAUUGCACCCACAUGGUAGUGAACUCUAGCAUGAGCUAACGCUCGAGCAGCCAUUGUAAUUGGUUACCGAGUUUAUCUAAGCUAAUAGAUGUAUGAAGCAUUUAUAUUUGCUCAGAAUUGCACAGUAAGCAGUUGAGCAGAGUGAAAAAGAAUGGGUUUCUUGUUUUCCCUUGGGAUGGCCAUAAGAAAAAGCCCUCUCAGUUCCCUGUUCACUGUUGUACAGGUGCUAGUCUAACACCCUCCGACUUUGCUCUUUUCCUGCUUAUUGUGCGUGCAAGCGCAGCCGUUUUCAUUGCCUGACCUUUGCACAAAUUCUUGCAUCCGGUCUUGCAUACUUGCUACUCUGGUGUCGCCCAACAAGCUGACUCGGAAGUGAGUGUGUUUGUAGCAGAGCCUGACACUGGCUUUUAGUUCAUGGCAGUGGCAGCAGCUUCAAGAAACUGGGAAGCAUUGAGUUAUAGAGGCCCAAGCUUCGUUCUACUGUAGUUCCAGUUUGGGGCAAAACUUGCCCUCCGCGACCAGUCAGCUAGUGGAAUCAUGCAUUGCUUUUGUCUGAUGAGACCUUGUAGUUGCUCAAUAUAUAGCCUAGCUGACCUGUUUAAACUGGGAUGCUGAGCACAAUCUCCUAAUACCAAUCCUUCCUUGGAGCUUGGCUGCCGCUAGUGUUUGUGUGCCAGCAUUCGGCAUGGUGGCUUGUGCAGUCACAUUACUUCGUUCUAAUUCUUCACAGGCUGCACAGUUAGAACAUCCUGCAAAAGGAGCCUCAUCUCCUUGCCUCCCCCUUCUCUUUUUUCUUUGUUUUUGUUCUGCAGUAAUUUGCUGCAGUCAUUAUCGCGUUUGGAUACAAUAAGCUUUUGUUUCAUUAUCAGGCAGACAUUGAGUUACCACAGUUCCAGUGUUCCUUAUGCCUCUUUUCUUUAUCACUUGAAGCAAAUACUUGUUCAUUUCAUGCAGGGGAUGGUGUAUGCUUUUAAGUUGUGGACCUUGUUUUCUAACUAGCCAACAUAUUCAUGCCCACUUCUGCACUCCACACCAGUCCCUGCUCACUUUCUCUCCCUGCCCCCCUCCUCGACAUAUAGCUUUUUUUGUUCAUGUUUGCAAUAUGAUGGCUUUGUUUUGUUGUCCUAGUUUAUUGCAAAGUGCUAAAUGCGACCAUGUGGUUAUGUUUUGUAUAUAUUGACAGAAGCUCCUUUUGCUUAUAGAUUUAAAAUAGCGAACAAACUCAUUCAACAGCAAGCAGGAAGGAAUAUUGUCAAAGUUUGGUCAGCUUUAGCCUCAGGCUCACUGUAAUGUCAAUAAUAGUGCCAAAGCCUUCCCCUCCUCCCUCCUUUUUUGAUUUUGUUUUGUUACAGGGCUCUUGUUGCAAGUGGCACUUGAUCCCUUUGUGUCUUUAUUAGUUUUUUUUUUUUUUUUUUCAUGCGUCCUGCACAUGUCAGAGGUGCAUCUGAUAGUCAACUGUACGCAAUGAGAAAAUGUGUGUCCAUGUACAUAAACAUGCGUAUAUGACAUGAUUUAUGAGUAACUGCAUCCCUUCGCAUAUUUGCUUGCUGGAGCAUAUAUGGUACUGUAAUAGAAAACUAAUAACCCGUAGCUUAUUUAUGACUGACCACAGCACGGCCGCAGAGCUUUGGAAAAUGUUUGCGGCACUUUGCCUGUAGGCUGCAUUGUGCGCAUGCUCAAAGAUGUCCCCCUUUACGCUACACGUAAGAUACAGUCGUGGUUGUAUUUCUGAAAGCUUUCUCAGACAAGUGAUAGGAUGUCGUUGACACUUCAUGCUUCACUGAUUGCAGCCGAGACAGCCAGCCAGCAGCAUCAGACGCAUAAUUGGCGUUUCCACCUGGCUGCAUGCAUUACAGCUUUGCGGUCGUGCUGUGUAGAGAAAAGCUGGAGCGAACCAAGGUGUACAAUGGUAGACCCAUAUCUAUUGAGCUACUUCACAAGUGUUUGACCAGGGCUAUGUAUACUGAAUGAUGUGUCAUAUAAGCAAAUCUUUUGCAAGACGUUAUCCCAGGGGAACUUUUUUAAUGCAUCUUUGAGAAGGAGAAGAAAAAAAAAAGAGCAACGACUAUGUAACAUAAACCUGCGAUUUUAUAUGUUUUAGUGAUUCUGUCAAUAAAGUUUUACAGAUUUUU
Messenger RNA from Dermacentor silvarum, 7980 nucleotides. RefSeq names its product serine/threonine-protein kinase mig-15-like (gene msn). NCBI's taxonomy places the organism in Eukaryota, Metazoa, Arthropoda, Arachnida, Ixodida, Ixodidae. The transcript is spliced from 30 exons. The record is from RefSeq and is a predicted model, not a curated record. Gene Ontology annotation, molecular function: protein kinase activity; ATP binding. The coding region runs from base 276 to 3947 and encodes 1223 amino acids. Gene Ontology annotation, biological process: protein phosphorylation.